Trichosporon asahii var. asahii CBS 2479 is the source of this 1002-nucleotide messenger RNA. RefSeq lists its product as uncharacterized. The transcript has a single exon. Lineage: Eukaryota; Fungi; Basidiomycota; Tremellomycetes; Trichosporonales; Trichosporonaceae. The coding region runs from base 1 to 1002 and encodes 333 amino acids. The record is from RefSeq and is a predicted model, not a curated record.
AUGAUCGACCACCUCUCCUCCCCCCCUAUCGUCGACCUCGUAUUCGCCUCUGCUCCGCCUGAGUCGCUCGCCGUCCUGGCCCGAGUGAGUAGAGGGUGGCGGCAACGCGCCCUGUCGGAGACCAGCCUCGUCUACAAUCUCCUGGAUGACAUGUACCUCUCCCCAUCACCUAUCAUCUUCGAGGAGGCAGCUCGUCAUUGUCGUGUCCUCGACGUUGCUGUAGGCAACCCAGCAACCGACAACCACCUCAUCCCGGAGGUGGCCCGACUCCAGACCUUCGCACCGGACCUGGUUACGAUCAGGCUCCGAAGGGCGGCGUACGCCGACAAGGCCAUGUGGAUACCCAGCACACCGCGCAUCGUCUUCGGUGCUUUCCAUCCGGACCAUACGUCGCUCAAGGGGCUGGAGAGGGGUAUGAGAAAUGGCGAGUGGAAGACGAUGGAGAAGCUCGUCAUCAUUCACCAUCAGCUGGUCUGGACUUGUUGCAAGCACAAGCGAGCAAAGGACGACGAUGGAGGACACAGUGCUAAUGGAGAGGAGGGGAGCAGUGACCGUGGCGGCCAAGAGACCAUCAAAGACUACGCCACGCUGUUCCCGCAGCUGAAGCAGGUCGUGCUAAUCCUGAGAGACGACUCGGCCUGUCCGUCCUGCAUCCGCUCCCUGUUGAACGAGGCUCAGGCCGUAUCAGUCCCAGUCACCAUUGUAGGUGUUCCGCCGUCUCAGUCGUUCCAAGUCAGAGGCUCAACUGUCAUCCAGCUCACAAAGUACGGGGAGCGCCUGAGGGAAGGUGUCGAGGUGUUGACUCACCGAGAGUGUUGCAGGAGGGUGGAUGAGAGGGAGUACGCCAUAGAGGCGGACUGGGAACAAACGCCCCUACUCAGGCCGCUCGACGUUUCCAACCACUACUUUCCUCCACUCCGAAAUCAGACCUGCGCUCGAGUAAGCGGCUUCGGGGGAUGCCAAACAUUUAGCGAUGAUAGUUUGGUGAACUGGGACCGAUGA